AUGACUGCGCCCCCCAACCAACAGCGCAACCAACCGCCCAUCGAUCUACUCUGUGGCUGGCCGAACCCCGCGCUCCUCCCCGCCCCCAACCUGCUCCGCUCCGCCACGACCGUAUUCACCACCCCCUCCAUCGCCAACCCAGCCUUGGGAUACGGGCCCGAUGAAGGCUAUGAGCCUCUGCGCGCCCACGUGGCCCAAUGGCUGGGUGCCUUCUAUCAGCCUUGUGACCCAAUUUCGUCUGGGCGCAUUUGCAUCACUGGCGGGGCCAGCCAGAAUCUUGCAUGUGUCAUGGCCGUCUUCACUGACCCUGUGUACACGCGCGGAGUGUGGAUGGUCGAUCCGACCUACCAUCUGGCUGGCCGUAUCAUGGAUGAUGCAGGCUUUGCUGGACGGAUUCGAGGGGUCCCCGAGGAUGAAGAGGGGAUCGAUCUAGCGUUUCUGGCGAGCGGAUUACGUGCGGCUGAAGAGAAGGCUCAUGCGGAGGGCAACACCGAACCGAAAUUCAAACCACCCCGGCCCUGGCGCAAGAUCUACAAAUAUAUCAUAUAUGCCGUCCCUACAUUCGCCAACCCUUCCACCAAGAUCAUGUCUCUGGACCAUCGGGAACGAUUGGUCCGACUAGCUCGCCAGUACGAUGCGCUGCUGGUCACCGACGAUGUCUACGAUUUCCUCCAGUGGUCCGCGAUCCCUGGGGGUAAGCUGGCUGCCCCCGAACACGCGUGCCUCCCCCGCUUAGUGGACGUGGAUCGUUACCUAGACGGUGGCCCUGUCGACGAAUGGGGCCACGCAAUAAGCAAUGGCAGCUUCAGUAAAUUGCUCGGUCCUGGGGCCCGCACUGGAUGGGCUGAAGCAUCUGAAAAGGUGGCCUAUGGGUUAUCACAAGUAGGCUCCUCGCGUUCCGGCGGCGCCCCCUCUCAACUCUGUUCAACCAUCAUUGAUCAACUACUCCCCUCCGGCUUUCUAAACACCUACAUCCAACAAACACUGCAGCCUGCAUACGCAAAGCGGUAUCAUACUUUACUAGGAGCGAUCCAAGAGGACCUGGUCCCACUCGGGGUGAUGGUUGCUUCACCAUCCGAGACCAUUGCCGGUGGAUAUUUCAUCUGGAUCACUUUGCCACCGCCACUGCUGGCGGCAGAUAUAGUGCAGCGAGCACAGCAGGAGGAAAACCUGCGCUUAGCGCCUGGCACGUUAUUCGAGGCCGGGAGCCCACAGCCGCCAAGCGACCGGUUCGCUGGCUGCCUGCGCCUUUGCUUUGCGUGGGAAGAGCCGCGUCACCUGACCGAGGGGGUGCGUAGGCUCGCACGCGUCCUGAAACAUGCGCUUGUGUAG
This is a messenger RNA of Penicillium daleae, 1332 nucleotides long. Its product is annotated as aminotransferase-like domain-containing protein. NCBI's taxonomy places the organism in Eukaryota, Fungi, Ascomycota, Eurotiomycetes, Eurotiales, Aspergillaceae. The transcript has 3 exons. Gene Ontology annotation, molecular function: L-2-aminoadipate:2-oxoglutarate transaminase activity; pyridoxal phosphate binding. Bases 1 to 1332 code for a protein of 443 amino acids. Gene Ontology annotation, biological process: biosynthetic process. The record is from RefSeq and is a predicted model, not a curated record.